AGCCAUAAUUAUCAACUCAAAUUCGGAGCUUCAAGCGCCGCGCGCGCGAAAUAGUAAACGAUCUCUACAUCAUUUGGCGGCGGCGGUAUACUUUCGGAAGCGAAGAGUUAUCUCCAGUGACUAAGCAAGUCCCAUCGAUCGUAGUACCCCCCUUUCGGACUCUCAAUUUCAUAACAUUCGUCAACUGAUAGUCCAGCCGGAAAGAUCGGUUCGCGCGCGCUCUCGCAGAAUAAAAACAGCAACAAUCAAUUUCGCGUUCUCCGCGUUCAACGCGAGAUCCAUUCAUCACACAGCUCCCGUCGAGCCCUUGACACCACUUUAGCGUCGUGGAAAGCGUGCAAAAAGCCAUCGCUGGUCGACGUGUUGUUGAUCUAAGUCACGGUUGUGCGCGAGCACUAGAGAAUCUCUCGACAGUCUUAUCAAUCCUUAACGUGCUUAUUUAGCGGUCGAAGAUUGCUAGAGACAAACAGGUCAUGUGCCUAGAUGGUGUAAAUGGUCCGGCGGAGCUACCGGUGGUCUCCUCCCAGCACCAUCUUGAGGAGCUGGCACGCAGCGAACUUAACUCCGAUGACGUGUCGAUCACGCUGAGCGCCGGUUCCGCCAAAGGGGAUAACUACAUCGGGAUAGUGUUCCGAGCCCGGGUCGAAUGUCGCCAGACUGGAAAACAUAAGAACAUCAUUGUGAAACUUCCGCCUCAGAGCGAAGCCCGACGGAAUCAGUUUUUCGCUCGACCCAGUUUCGAGCGGGAGAUUUGUUUCUACACCGAAAUCUACCCGAUGAUGGUAAAGUUUCAGCUAGAAAAGGGCAUUGAGCUGGACGACGGAACGAACGGAGGAUUCAAUCAGAUUCCCAGAUGCCUCCGGACCAGCUUGGUGGAGCGCGAGGAAGCUAUUUUCAUGACGGACCUGAAGGAAGCUGGCUUCGAUAUGUUCGAUCGACACCAGUUGCAGGGAAUAGAGCACCACCGGUUAUUGGUGAAGACGCUGGGGCGAUUCCAUGCGAUUUCUUUCGCAUUGAAAGAUCAGCAGCCGGAGCUAAUUGCACCGUACCAGGGAAUGAUGGAGCUGUUUGCCACUCGUGAAGAUGACGGAUCGCUAGAUACAUGGUUUACCAUGUUGAUUGAAAGGACGCUUGGAACGUUGGAUGAGCAGGAGGAGCCAGAGGUGUACAGUAAAACAAAGGCGGCAUUAGAAGGAAAAUUUAUGGAUAUGAUAAUCGAUCUAACCAAGGGUGAGAAUGCCGAACCUUAUGCUGUUAUCUGUCACGGCGAUUGUUGGAAUAACAAUAUGCUGUUCAAGAGCGAGAACGGCAUUCCAGUGGACAUUCGGCUGCUGGAUUGGCAGAUUUGUCGCUACGCCUCUCCGGUUCUCGAUCUGAUGUAUUUCAUUUUCACCGCUUCAACGAAAGAGUUCCGAGAAUUGCACUACGAACACUUGCUGGAUUUGUAUUACGAAAGCCUUGCCGAUUUCCUCCGUCGGCUGGGAUCCGAUCCGGAAAAGCUUUUCCCCAGAAAGGCCCUCGAUGAGCAACUGCAACGAUUUGGCCGCUUUGGGCUAAUGAUGGCUGUGAUGUUGCUUCCGGUGAUCAACACCAAGAGCGAAGAUGUUCCGGAUUUGGAGGAGAUGUCCGAAAAGCUUGAAAGUGGCGCCGAUGUCACCGAAAACAUAAACAAUUUCCGAUCGGAGGAAACAGAAGGAAUCUAUCGGGAGAAGAUGAGCGGUUGCUGCCGGGAUAUGGUUCGAUUAGGGUAUAUUUGAGGUUCGGCAAGACAAUAUGUGUUGGCAGUAUUUACAUUUUUUUUAUAUAAUUGUAUUCCAAACAAACAUUGUUACAUUGUUACUCAUUGUUACCAAUAGUUGAAGACAAUAAACCAAACUAUAAGUUUUGUUCUA
This is a messenger RNA of Toxorhynchites rutilus septentrionalis, 1892 nucleotides long. RefSeq lists its product as uncharacterized. The coding region runs from base 474 to 1757 and encodes 427 amino acids. The record is from RefSeq and is a predicted model, not a curated record. NCBI's taxonomy places the organism in Eukaryota, Metazoa, Arthropoda, Insecta, Diptera, Culicidae. The transcript is spliced from 3 exons.